Molecule: messenger RNA, 2103 nt
Organism: Rhododendron vialii
Lineage: Eukaryota; Viridiplantae; Streptophyta; Magnoliopsida; Ericales; Ericaceae
Product: protein DETOXIFICATION 42-like
Exons: 13
Coding region: 425-1978 (517 amino acids)
Biological process (GO): transmembrane transport
Cellular component (GO): membrane
Molecular function (GO): xenobiotic transmembrane transporter activity; antiporter activity
Source: RefSeq, a predicted model, not a curated record
GGCUGUUGUGAUGUAUGGUUGUGGCUCAAGCAUUAGGUUGUGUAGUUAGUUCUUUGCAGCUAACUGAUUUUUUUUAGGGUGGUUGAGAGGUAGGUUGAGAUUUUGCAAGUAGCAGUGAUAGGGCUUGUCUCGUCCUAUUGUACCAAUUUCAUUUUUUAGUCAUUGUAAUGAAUGAAAUUUUCUUCACCGUUCAAAACAAAAAAGAGUAGUUUUGAGAUGUGGUUCUAAGAGGUUUUCACGUACGCGCAUGCAAAUUACGCGACUUAGUGUGUGACCAUACUCAGACUUGGGUGUGGGUUUUCCAUGUCUGUGACUAAACUUGUUCUGGGCUGCUUCAUCUGAGAAAUUCUGUGCUUCCCAUAUAUGCACCAUUAGGUUGGGCAAAGCUGCUGCAAAUUCUGCAUUUUGCAUUACAAUUCCAAAAAUGGCAGAGGAUGAUGAUGAAAGAUAUCCAUCAGAGAACAAGAGGAGAGUUCCCCUCUGCAUAUUGUUCAAGGAUGCAAGACGCGUAUUCACCUUGGAUGAGCUUGGUAUAGAAAUAGCAAGGAUUGCACUCCCUGCAGCAAUGGCUCUGGCAGCUGAUCCCAUUGCAUCUCUGGUUGACACAGCAUUCAUCGGCCAAAUAGGUCCAGUAGAACUUGCUGCUGUUGGAGUAUCCAUUGCUGUGUUCAAUCAAGUGUCAAGGAUCGCAAUAUUUCCGCUUGUCAGUGUCACAACUUCUUUUGUUGCCGAGGAGGAUGCUAUUGCAACAGUGAGUCCUGCGGAAGUACAGGAGUGUGAAAACAUGGAAAUUGGUUCAGCCGUAAAUAAUGAAAACAAAAAGUUGAUUACUCAUACUGAUUCGAUAGAGAGUAUAUGCAAUUCGGAACUGCUAAGCGGUACCUUUGAUGUAGUUAAAUCUGGACGUGGAAAAAGGCAUAUUCCAUCAGCUUCAUCAGCCCUAAUCAUUGGCAGCAUUCUUGGACUAUGCCAGGCCAUUUUUUUAAUUUCUGGAGCAAAACCGAUUCUAAACUUCAUGGGAGUUAAAUCUGAUUCCCCUAUGCUAAAACCAGCACAACAAUACUUGACAUUAAGGUCUCUUGGUGCUCCAGCAGUUCUUCUUUCCUUGGCGAUGCAAGGAGUCUUUCGCGGUUUUAAGGAUACAAAAACUCCUUUAUAUGCCAUCGUGGUAGGAGAUUUGACGAACAUAAUCUUGGAUCCAAUGUUCAUUUUUUAUUUCCGCCUCGGCGUCAGUGGUGCAGCCAUUGCUCAUGUAAUAUCUCAGUACCUCAUUUCAAUUAUGCUUUUCUGGAGAUUAAUGCAACAAGUUGAUCUUCUGCCUCCUAGUAUCAAAUAUCUGCAAUUCGGUCGAUUUGUUAAAAAUGGUUUUCUGUUACUAAUGAGGGUAAUAGCUGUGACAUUUUGUGUAACCCUGGCGGCUUCAAUGGCUGCACACCUCGGAUCAACAUCAAUGGCUGCUUUUCAGGUCUGUUUGCAAGUGUGGCUGACAACUUCUUUGCUUGCCGACGGAUUGGCAGUUGCCGGGCAGGCAAUACUUGCUAGUGCAUUUGCUAAAAAAGACUAUGACCGCGCUGCAGCAACUGCAUCCCGUGUAUUGCAGCUGGGAUUGGUCCUCGGUUUCGCGCUAGCCCUUGUUCUUGGAGUUGGGUUGCCAUUUGGGGCCAGAAUAUUUACAAAAGACGUCAGUGUCCUCCACCUCAUCAGUACUGGCAUACCGUUUGUUGCAGCUACUCAACCUAUUAAUGCAUUGGCUUUUGUUUUCGAUGGUGUCAAUUUUGGCGCAUCUGAUUUUGCAUAUUCUGCCUACUCUAUGGUUAUGGUGGCUCUAGCCAGUAUCUUCUUGUUGUUCAUUCUUUCCCCCACUCAUGGAUUCAUUGGAAUCUGGGUUGGCCUCACCAUCUACAUGAGUCUCAGAGCUCUUGCUGGUUUUUGGAGGAUAGGGACCAGAACUGGACCUUGGGGAUUUCUGAGAAGCUGAAAAUUUUCAGUUGGUGUUUGUUUUUUGUUUUUUUGUCAAAGAAACACUUGAAUGUAUGGUACACAGUCCUAAUUAUUCGUGGAAUUUUUAACACCAAAUUAAAGAAAUAAUUGAGAUAUUUAAUA